Messenger RNA from Ctenocephalides felis (cat flea), 1229 nucleotides. RefSeq lists its product as uncharacterized. The record is from RefSeq and is a predicted model, not a curated record. NCBI's taxonomy places the organism in Eukaryota, Metazoa, Arthropoda, Insecta, Siphonaptera, Pulicidae. The coding region runs from base 12 to 1229 and encodes 405 amino acids. The transcript has 3 exons.
AUAAUAUAAUAAUGGCUUUGCGACCUUUAGAGAUGGAAGACUUAUUGGUAAAUAUUGCAUCGAAAGGCUAUUCUGUACAUAUUGGACCAAGGCGUCUACAAUUAUUAGAACUGCAAGGUGCAAAUGUUUUUUUCACCAGCUCAAAAGAUGUUAAUUUGAGAAUUGUUGAUAAAGAACAUUGUGAAGACAUUGAUAGAUGUUACAGACGCAGUAUAGAAAAGAAGAUUCUAACAAUUAUUCCAUCAGCACUUUAUACAAUAAAUGAGGCAGAAGAAUUGAAAAAGGUUGGAGUCCAAAUUAUAUGUUAUGCUGAUGCCAUUACUUCAACAGAUUUUCGCAACUUAUUGAAGGUAAUCAAGAUUAAGCAAUUAGUCGGCAUUGAUGAAAAAUGUGACCAAAUCUUUCUCAAUAAUUUUUUGAAAUGCACUUUAUCAAGCAUCAGUUCAAACAACUUAUUUAUGCCCUCAAUGAAUGCUGGCACAGAUUUUGAAGAUAGAGAGGAAAAAGAUCAUUCUUUGGCACCAAAUGAUGUUCAAUAUAAUAGUGAAAAUUUUAAUAAUAGUAUAUCUUCACCAUCUGAAAUGUUUAUUCCACAAGUGCCAUUAAAAAAGACAUUAUUUUCAAGAACAAAAAUAUUGAUCACUUAUAUACCAAUACACAAGAUGCAUUUAUACCUUUGGCUUCUAGUUCACAAAGACUUUCAGAUUCAAUCCGUACCGUUUGUAAAGGAUUAUGUGAAUGAUGUGCGCAACCAUAAAAAUAAAUUGAAUAGGUUACAUCUGGUGAAUCUGUUUGCCGGAAAUUCAAUGAAUCGUACAGCUAGCAUAUCAAAAAGUAAGCAUCUGGUAGAAAAAUGUGUCCAAACAGAUGCAAUGAUUGAAGAUACGCAUUUUACUAAAGAUGAACUAAAUGGUGAUACAAAUAAAUUCAAUAACCAAGAGAGUCUUUUGAAUUAUCAUAAGAAAAACGCAGAAUACAGUAAAUUAGAUGGGUCUCUUAUAGAUAUAGUUAUUUCAAGCACAGAGUCUGAAUCCAGUAGCGAAGAAAGUGUAAUACAAAAUAUAUCAACAGAACUUAUUAUGGUACAUGAGGCAUCCCAUGUAACAACUUCUUCAAAUAAAUUACAAGAAAGUAUGACGAUAUCCAAAGAUGUUUCUCAUACAAAUAAAGAUAUAUUGGAAACAGAAAAUGCAAUUAUGAAAAUGAACAUUCUACUAAAGCUAAACUAA